AUGGCACCAAGUGCCACAUCCUCACAUUUUGAGACGAAUGGCAGUGCUUCCGCCCCUUAUGAAAUCGACAAGGGGGCUAUGUUCAAUGGCUAUCGUAGGAAAAUCAGGGUACUCACCAUUGGUGCCGGCAUCAGCGGGAUCAUGAUGGCCUAUAACAUUCAAAAGCUAUGCGAAAACGUCGAGCAUGUAGUAUACGAGAAGAACGAAGAUAUAGGAGGCACCUGGCUUGAGAAUCGAUAUCCCAACUGUGCCUGCGAUGCCCCAAGCCAUGCGUAUAUGUAUAACUUUGCUCCAAAUCCCGAGUGGAAUAAUCUCUAUUCUUAUGCACUGGAUGUCUGGGCAUAUCUUGAUAGAGUAUGCAAGGUCUUUGGACUGCGCAAGUAUAUGACAUUCAAUACACGGGUCACAGGCGCAUACUGGGAAGAAGAUCGCGGCCAGUGGAGGGUGACUCUCUCUCAAACAGGGCCAGAUGGCACCCAGAAAGACAUUGAGGAAAGUUGCCAUGUUUUGUUGAAUGCUUCGGGAUUCCUAAACGGGUAUAAAUGGCCUGAUAUUCCGGGUAUAGAGAAGUUCAAAGGAAAGGUAACAUUUCGAAUGGCUCUUGAUGUGUCACUUCUUCGUGUUGAUAUUUGA
Messenger RNA from Arthroderma uncinatum, 633 nucleotides. RefSeq names its product sterigmatocystin biosynthesis monooxygenase StcW. Lineage: Eukaryota; Fungi; Ascomycota; Eurotiomycetes; Onygenales; Arthrodermataceae. Bases 1 to 633 code for a protein of 210 amino acids. The record is from RefSeq and is a predicted model, not a curated record. The transcript has 2 exons.